UCACAUGGCAAAAGGCGGCACCAAUCUUUCCGGUUGAAAAAUUGUGUUUAUUUAGAUCAAAAGUGCUUUUUAGAAUAAAAAAAUAUGCCUAACGAUGAAUGGGAGACUUUUGUCAAAGAUCCACGCACUAAAUGUAAAUAUGGUGAGAAUUGCUAUCAAAAGAACCCAGAACACCAUAAAACUUAUAAACAUCCACCAAAAACUCAAAAAGCUGCGAAAAAUACACGUGAAAAAAAUAGAUUUAGCCCUUUCACAAGGAAGCCUAAGGCUGCAGAAACUAAAAAUGAUCAGACUAGUGAACAUGACCAGUUGGAAACAGACAAAAAAGGUGAAGAAAAAUCAGAGGUUAUGCAAGACAACAAACAAGUCCCUUCAAGUUCCGUUGUGUUGAAUAAUCCACCUGAUGUGGAGGAUUUGCCUGUUAAACUACCAGACAGCAUAAAGUUUUACGAUACAAAUGCAGAUCCUAAACUAUUCAAAGACUUAUUUCUGGUAGACAUGCCUCAAGACUUUUUAAAAUUUUUUGAAUGUCUAAAUAAAGACAAUUCAAUUGAAAAGAUGUUAGCAAGUGUUGGUUUGCAGCUAAUUGGGCCAUUUGAUUUGUUAUUGGGGAAGUUGCCCAUGGUGGACGAUAAUAAUUUAUAUCUAGUACAUUGGCGAUUUUUCUUUGAUCCACCGGAAUUCCAAGCAAUUUUAAAGAGGAAAGGAGCCAGCCAGUUCCAUAUUGGCUACUACAGAGAUAGCCCAGAGGAAAAGCCUGUGUUUCUUGCAAGCAAUGAUAGUGAGAAAGAUUGUCGUAUUUUACCUGUAGCUGAAAACAUCUUUGGUGCUGUCUACUUAUAUUUGCAAAAUGAAAAAAAGAAGUCACCUUUCACAGCUAUGGCCUGUCAGAAGCUGAUAGAUCUAAUGAAAAAAACAGCUGAUGAAGAAAAGUUUUCAUUAGAAGCCUAUACUAUGAAGAAAAGGCAGGGCAAGCUCAUAGCGAGAACCUUGCAUGGGGCUGGUAUAAUUGUACCAUACAAUAAGAAAACACAAUUGGGAUAUAGAAAUUUAGCUGAGACAGAUGAAAACUUGAAGAAAAUCUUCACAAGUAUCAAGGAAGCUACCAGUCAUGAUGAAAAACAGAAAGCACUGUCAGACUUACAGCCAGUGAUAACUUAUGCCGAUAUCGCUGUAGAUGAGUGUGAUUUUGGCACUGGUUUAGAAGCUGGGAUAGACUUAUUCUGCUCAGGGCUGAAGGAACUUCAAUCAAGAGCAUUGAGUUCUCUGACUUCAGUGUACAAUCUGUUAAACAGGGAAGCAUUUAGCAAAAUAAUACAGGCACAUCUAAAAUAUAGGCGCAAGGGGUCCAAUUUAUCAAUACUAGAUUUUAAGUAAGUAGUUUUUAAUAGUUUUUAUCAGUAUUGUAUUGAACUUAUUUUUUUAUCCAAUAAAUUAUUUGGUUUGCUAA
This is a messenger RNA of Ostrinia nubilalis (European corn borer), 1450 nucleotides long. It is a transcript of the gene Hpf1, whose product is annotated as histone PARylation factor 1. Lineage: Eukaryota; Metazoa; Arthropoda; Insecta; Lepidoptera; Crambidae. The record is from RefSeq and is a predicted model, not a curated record. Gene Ontology annotation, cellular component: nucleus. The transcript has 5 exons. Bases 85 to 1377 code for a protein of 430 amino acids. Gene Ontology annotation, molecular function: histone binding; poly-ADP-D-ribose binding. Gene Ontology annotation, biological process: DNA damage response; regulation of protein ADP-ribosylation.